AUGCCGAGUUUGAAAUUCUUUAAAUGUUUGUUGCUUCUUCAAGUUACUUAUGUCCGAGCAUUUGGUGAUUAUUGGGCAAAAGUGGAUUUUGGACCAAAAUUCUUAAGGCGUCAUUGUUCUAUCAAAUACUAUUGGAUUGAAUUUGGCGGAGCCAGCGUCCGGCCAGGUAGGGCAGCUUUCCAGGCUCUGCCCAGCCAUACUUCACCAUCCCGCACCACCACCACUUCAAGAUUCGACAACCAAUCACCCCAAAAAGUGGCUAGGGAUGUUAAGUUGCUUCCAAAAUAUGUCCGAGGGGAGCUUGUUAUUCAUCACACAAUAAGGAAAAAGAUCAAUGAGAGAAUUAUGGCUGCAACUGUGUCACUCAAGAAAAUUGAAAGUGAGCCUCAUUAUAGUCAAGACUUAAUUAAGGCCUCAAAAUUUUUGAAUAAAACUUCUACUGAGGCUGACAUUCACUUGAUAGUUGAAGGCGUGUUGCAAAAAACCAGUGAAAACAUAGCUGCCUUGCACUUCCUUGCCAACAUAAAUAAUGUUAAAAAUGCCAACCCUAAAAAAAUUUGA
Molecule: messenger RNA, 561 nt
Organism: Vicia faba (fava bean)
Lineage: Eukaryota; Viridiplantae; Streptophyta; Magnoliopsida; Fabales; Fabaceae
Source: the annotation of a GenBank genome assembly